This is a messenger RNA of Silurus meridionalis, 12181 nucleotides long. RefSeq names its product dynein, axonemal, heavy polypeptide 9 like (gene dnah9l). Lineage: Eukaryota; Metazoa; Chordata; Actinopteri; Siluriformes; Siluridae. The transcript is spliced from 70 exons. The record is from RefSeq and is a predicted model, not a curated record. Gene Ontology annotation, cellular component: dynein complex. Gene Ontology annotation, molecular function: minus-end-directed microtubule motor activity; dynein intermediate chain binding; dynein light intermediate chain binding. Gene Ontology annotation, biological process: microtubule-based movement. Bases 44 to 10651 code for a protein of 3535 amino acids.
UGACCUCUCCAAGACCGGCAACUUCUAUCACAUCAUAGACAAAAUGGUGGCUGAUAUUUUCAAAAUGGCCUCCUACAUGAACCGUGUGGCCAAGCACAAAAACACAGAAACCUACCAGGUGGAAAUCAGCCAGGUCUCAGAGUUGUGCGACUUGUCUCAGCUGAUUCGCACCCGUGCCCGGGCGACCAUUUCUAAGGUCAAAGAGUUUCAGAAGUCAUUCAGUUCGUAUCGUUACCUGUGGACCGGAGACAGGGCGGAGUUUAUGAGACAGUUCCUGCUCUACGGCCAUGCGCUUUCAGCAGAGGAGGCAGAGCUGUACGCAGAUUAUGAGCUCACUAAGAAUCCACCCAAGUUAGACAAUUUCAAACAGCAAAUAAACGAGUUUGAGAGUCUUUACGUGGUGGUGCAGAAGCUGGAGGAGAAAAGGGUGUUUGGUGGCUGGUGUCAGGUCGACAUCAAACCAUUUAAAAUCUCCCUCAUGAACAUCAUUAAAAAAUGGAGCUGGAUGUUCAAAGAGCAUCUGCUCAAUCACGUCAGUGACAGCGUGCAGGACUUGUCACACUUCAUCGAGGAUGCUGAGUGUGGUUUAGGGAAGAGUGUGCAGGAUGGAGAUUACGCCGGUCUGGUGGAAAUUAUGGGUCACCUGAUGGCGAUUCGAGACCGACAGCAGAACACCGAGCAUCAGUUUAAACCCCUGAGAUCUACUUCUGACCUGCUGAAAACCUACAGCCAACAGCUGCCAGACCACGUCUAUGCCCUGCUGGAGGAACUACCUGAUAAAUGGAAGAAUCUCAAGAAAGUGGCCUUCACUGUGAAACACGAGGUCGCUCCUCUGCAGUCCAGCGAGGUGGCUGUCAUUAGAAGGAAGUGUGUUCACUUCGAGAUUAAACAACAUGAGUUUCGGGAGCGCUUUCGUGCGGAGUCCAUCUUUAGGAUCAACACUGAAGAACCCUACAAACUCAUCGAUAAGGCCAAUCGCACAGUGGCUCAUUUAGAAACCGAGAUGUUCAAGCUGCAGGAAACCUCCAAACUGUUUGAGGUCAGCUUCCCAGACUACAAACAGCUUCGGCAGUGCCGCUCUGAUAUAAUCCUCCUCAAAGUGGUGUGGGAUAUGGUCAUCUUCGUCAGGUCCAGUAUCUUGGACUGGAGGAAGACACCAUGGAAAGAAAUCAACGUGGAGCAGAUGGACAUGGAGCUCCGGAGGUUUGCGAAGGAGAUGAAGACUCUGGAUAAGGUGGUGCGUGUGUGGGACGUCUACGCCGGUCUUGAGUCUACUGUAAAAAAUCUGCUGACGUCCCUGAGAGCUGUUAAUGAAUUGCAGAACUCAGCAGUCCGAGAGCGACACUGGCAGCAGCUCAUGCACACAACCAGGGUGAGCUUCAUGAUGAAUGAACACACCACUCUGGGUGAUCUGCUAGAGCUUCAGCUGCAUCGCGUAGAAGAAGAAGUGAAGAACAUUGUGGACAAAGCGGUCAAAGAGAUGGCCAUCGAGAAGAUUCUGGCUGAGAUCAAACAGACAUGGUCUGGGAUGUCUCUCUCGUAUGAGACUCACUCCAGCACUGGAACGCCUCUUCUGAAAGCGGAUGAGAACCUGAUUGAAACCCUGGAGGACAAUCAGGUGCAGCUGCAGAAUAUCCUGAUGAGCAAGCACGUGGAGUACUUCCUGGUCGAGGUGAGUGGCUGGCAACGGCGCCUCAUGCUAGCAGAUCUGGUAAUUGCCACUUGGCUUGGAGUGCAACGCACCUGGGCUCACCUACGGAGCAUCUUCACCAACUCGGAGGACAUCCGGAACCAGUUGGCACACGAUGCCGAGCUUUUUCAAGGAAUCCACCUCGACUUUCAGGUAUUGAUGAUAAAAGUUGUAGAAACUGCAAAUGUGAUUGAAGUCACCAACCAGCCCGGAUACCUGGAGAAACUUGAGUCUCUUCUGCAAAGGUUGUCUGUGUGUGAAAAAUCUCUGGCUGAGUAUCUGGAAACAAAGCGUCUGACGUUUCCACGAUUUUACUUCGUCUCCGCUGCUGAUCUGUUGGAGAUUGUUUCCAAGGGAACACAGCCCAGACAGGUCACACGGCACCUGCUGAAGCUCUUUGAUAAUCUGGCUGAUUUGAAGUUCAGAGAUGAGGGUGAAGAGGAGGGAAAGGUUGAGGUUGCAGUGGGGAUGUACAGCAGAGAGGGGGAGUAUGUGCCAUUUUCCGAGCCAUGUGUGUGUGAGGGACAGGCUGAGUGUUGGUUGGGAGGGUUGGAACUUGCCAUGCGCUGGACGGUGCGGCAGGAGAUCGCCGAAGCCGUAGCAGCCUACGAGGACAAAUCACGUGACCAAUGGCUCUUCGACUAUCCUGCACAGGUGGCCCUGACUGGUAGUCAGAUUUGGUGGGCGAUGGAUGUUGAUAUUGCCUUUGAACGGGUGGAGGAGGGUUUCGAGACGGCGCUGAAAGACUACAAUAAAAAACAGAUCCACCAGCUGAACUCGCUGAUAAACAUGCUGCUAGGCGAGCUCAGUCCUGGUGAUCGGCAGAAGAUCAUGACACUGUGUACCAUCGAUGUUCACGCCCGUGACGUUGUGGCCAAGCUCAUCUCUCAGAAGGUGACGAACGGCCAGGCGUUUGCUUGGUUGUCUCAGUUACGCCAUCGCUGGGACGAAAGACAAAAACACUGUUAUGUCAACAUCUGCGAUGCCCAGUUUCAGUUCUCCUAUGAAUACCUGGGUAACACUAAUCGACUCGUUAUAACGCCGCUCACUGACCGAUGUUACAUCACACUGACUCAGUCUCUCCAUCUGACGAUGAGUGGUGCCCCCUCUGGUCCCGCUGGCACUGGCAAGACCGAGACCACCAAAGACCUGGGACGUUCGCUGGGCAUUAUGGUCUACGUGUUCAACUGCUCAGAACAAAUGGAUUACAAGUCCAUAGGUAAUAUUUAUAAGGGUCUGGCUCAGACAGGAGUGUGGGGCUGCUUUGAUGAGUUUAACAGGAUCUCUGUGGACGUUUUGUCUGUGGUUGCUGUACAGGUCAAAACUAUCCAAGAUGCCAUUCGCAACAAAAAACAGAGAUUUUACUUUCUCGGGGAGGAUAUCGACCUGAAGCCGACCGUGGGGAUCUUCAUCACUCUAAACCCAGGAUAUGCUGGUAGAGCAGAACUUCCGGAGAACCUGAAAGCGCUAUUCAGGCCGUGUGCUAUGGUGAUUCCUGAUUUUGAGUUGAUCUGCGAGAUCAUGCUGGUGGCAGAGGGAUUUAUAGAUGCUCGUCUGCUCGCACGCAAGUUCAUCAGCCUGUACACGCUCUGCAAAGAGCUGCUCUCCAAACAGGAUCACUAUGAUUGGGGUCUACGGGCGAUUAAGUCAGUGCUGGUUGUUGCUGGGUCACUGAAAAGAGAGGACAAGAGCUGUCCUGAAGAGCAGGUGCUGAUGCGUGCCUUACGGGAUUUCAACCUGCCGAAGAUCGUGACAAGUGACGUGACGAUAUUCCUGGGUCUGAUCAGCGAUCUGUUUCCACUGUUGGAUAUUCCACGCAAGAGAGACCUGCAGCUUGAGCAGAACGUUCGUCAGGCGAUCAGCGAGCUGCGGCUGCAGCCAGAAGAGAACUUCAUCCUUAAGGUGACUCAGUUAGAAGAGCUGCUUGCUGUGAGGCAUUCUGUUUUUGUGGUUGGUGGAGCUGGAACAGGAAAGAGCCAGAUCCUCAAAACGUUGCAUCGAACUUACUCGAACAUGAAGCUGAAGCCUGUGUGGAGCGACAUGAACCCAAAAGCGGUGACCACAGAUGAGCUUUUCGGAUUCCUGCAUCCUGCAACACGAGAGUGGAAAGAUGGCCUUUUCUCAUCAACCAUGAGGGAGCUGUCGGCUUUAUCUCAUGACGGGCCCAAGUGGAUCGUGCUGGAUGGUGACAUCGAUCCGAUGUGGAUUGAAUCCCUCAACACUGUGAUGGACGAUAACAAGGUGCUGACCCUGGCCAGUAACGAGCGCAUCUCUCUAACGGCUUCAAUGCGUCUGCUGUUUGAGAUCAGUCAUCUAAAAGCUGCCACACCUGCGACUGUAUCCAGAGCCGGAAUCCUUUAUGUCAAUCCACAGGACCUUGGCUGGAGCUCCUAUGUGACAAGCUGGAUCGACACACGCCAGGCGCAAUCAGAGCGAGCGAAUCUGACGAUACUUUUUGAUAAGUAUGUUCCAUACUGUCUGGAGCAGGUCAGGUGCAACCUAAAGACCAUCACGCCUAUACCUGAGACAAGCAUGGUGCAGACACUGUGCUGCUUGCUGGACUGCUUGUUGACGGAUGAGAACACUCCUGCCGACUCUCCGCGUGAACUCUAUGAGAUCUACUUUGUGUUUGCCUGUGUGUGGGCGUUUGGAGGGGCUCUUUUUCAGGACCAUCUUCGAGAUUAUCGUGGCGAGUUCAGCCGUUGGUGGAAUAAGGAGAUGCGGGCGGUGAAGUUCCCUUCUCAGGGAACCGUAUUUGACUACUACAUCGACCCCAACACAAAGAAGUUCACUCACUGGAGCGAGCGCACACCUCCAUAUGAGCUGGAGCCUGAUGUUCCACUGCAGAUGGUGCUGGUUCACUCGGCCGAGACGAUCUGCUUGGCAUAUUUUGUGGAGCUCCUCUUGGAGAAAGGCAAGCCAGUGAUGCUGGUGGGAAACGCCGGUGUAGGCAAGACCAUAAUCGUAUGGGACACUAUUUUAAAACACAGGGAGGAAUACAUGGUGGCCAAAGUACCCUUUAAUUAUUACACCACCUCGGCCAUGCUGCAACGUGUUCUGGAAAAACCUUUAGAAAAGAGGGCAGGAAGGAACUUUGCUCCUCCUGGCACUAAGAAGCUGAUCUACUUUGUUGAUGAUUUAAACAUGCCAGAGGUGGAUGCCUAUGGAACAGUCCAGCCACACACACUGAUAAGACAACAUCUGGAUUAUUCCCACUGGUACGAUCGCCAGAGACUGGUGCUGAAGGAGAUUCAUAACUGUCAGUACAUCACCUGCAUGAAUCCAACAGCUGGAAGCUUCUCCGUCAACCCUCGGCUACAGAGGCAUUUCUCAGUUUUUGCAGUUCAUUUCCCAGGUGCCGAGGCUCUGAAUACAAUCUACAGCAGCAUUUUGUCUGGUCACUUCCAGCAGGGGGGCUUCAGCUAUGGAGUGAGUCGCUCGGUGGGGGCGCUCAUUCAGGCGUCCAUCUGCCUUCACCAGAAAAUGAUUCAGAACUUCUUGCCUACUGCUAUCCGCUUUCACUACAUCUUCAACCUAAGGGACAUCUCCAACAUUUUCCAGGGGAUUCUUUUUGCCCAGCCUGAGACAGUGCGAUACCCCAUCGAGCUGGUGUACCUCUGGCUUCACGAGUGCUCUCGUGUGUACUCUGAUAAACUGAUGGAGGAGAAAGACGUUGAGCUUUUCAGUAAGAUCCUGUUAGACACUGGCAAAAGAUACUUUGAGGGAAUUGAUGAGUCAAUCUUCAUCCACCAGCCUCUGAUCUAUUCGCAUUUUGCCCACGGCAUUGGAGAGCCACGAUACUCGCAGGUCAGCGACUGGGAGAAGCUACAGAAAACGCUGACUGAUGCUCUGGAGCAUUAUAAUGAGUUACAUGCCAACAUGAACCUGGUGUUGUUUGAAGAGGCCAUGCAGCACAUAUGUAGGAUCAGCCGUAUUCUGGAGGCUCCUGUGGGAAAUGCAUUGCUUAUUGGAGUAGGUGGCAGUGGAAAGCAGAGUUUGUGUCGCCUGGCUGCCUUUCUCAGCACGCUCGAGGUCUUUCAGAUCACUCUCCGCAAAGGCUAUGGCAUUGGUGACCUGAGGAGUGAUAUAGCUGCUCUCUACAUUAAGGUUGGGGUGAAGAACAUCGGCACAGUUUUCCUGCACACCGACGCUCAGAUUCCUGAUGAACGGUUUUUAGUGCUGAUCAACGACAUGCUCGCGUCCGGGGAUAUUCCAGACCUGUUCACUGAGGAGGAGGUGGAUAUGAUUGUGGCGUCAAUCCGUCUGGAGCUCCGUGGCCUCGGCAUUCUGGACACGCGGGAGAACUGCUGGAACUUUUUCAUCGACCGUAUCCGCAAACAGCUAAAGGUGGUCCUGUGUUUCUCUCCGGUGGGUUUCACGCUGCGCACAAGAGCCCGAAAGUUUCCCGCUCUGGUAAAUUGCACAGCCAUUGACUGGUUCCAUCCUUGGCCUCAGCAUGCAUUGCUUUCCGUCAGCAGAACCUUCAUUAAUAACAUCCAAGGCCUUGAGCCUGCGGUGAAGGUGUCUAUCAGUGAGUUCAUCUCCUACGCACAUACCAGCGUGAACGAGGUGAGUGUAAAGUACCAGCAGAACGAGAAACACUUCAACUACACCACGCCAAAGAGCUUCCUGGAGUUCAUGAAGUUAUACGGCAACCUGCUGGCAACGAAAAGGAUGGAGCUGACUCGGAAGAUGGAGCGUCUGGAGAACGGCCUGCAGAAGCUUCUAACCACGGCCUCCCAGGUGGAGGAUCUGAAGGCUAAGCUAGCGCUGCAGGAAGUGGAACUGCAUCACAGGAACAGUGACACAGAGGCCCUUAUUUCUAAAAUCGGCCAGCAGACGGACAAGCUGAACCAGGAGAAGAGUGUUGCUGAUGCAGAGGAGCAGAAGGUAGCAGCGAUCCAGGCUGAGGUGACGAAGCAGCAGAAGGAAACAGAACAGGACCUGGCUAAAGCCGAACCAGCCUUACAGGCAGCCGACGCUGCUCUCAACACACUUAACAGGCUGAAUCUAACCGAGUUACGGACGUUCCCAAACCCACCGGUGAUCGUGACCAACGUGUUAGCUGCGGUGCUGGUGCUGCUCGCUCCGAACGGACGCGUUCCUAAAGAUCGCAGUUGGAAAUCAGCUAAAGUCAUCAUGAGCAAAGUGGAUGAUUUCCUGCAGGCACUGGUGAACUUUGAUAAAGAGCACAUUCCUGACGCUACCGUGCAACUGCUGAGGGAUGAGUAUCUGAGCGACCCGGACUUCAACCCCGAGUUUGUGCGCCUCAAGUCUUCGGCUGCAGCCGGACUGUGCGCCUGGGUUAUCAACAUCAUACGAUUUCAUGAGGUGUUCUGUGAGGUAGAGAUAAAGAGGAUGUCUCUGUCUCAAGCCAAUGCUGAUCUGAUUGAGGCAGCAGAAAAACUGGAUCUCAUCAGGAAAAAGCUCAUGGAGUUGGACAGUAGCCUGGACACUCUGACUGCAGCGUUUGAAAAGGCCACCUCUGAGAAGCUACGAUGCCAAGAGGAGGUGAAUCGCACCAAUAAAACCAUCCAACUGGCCAACCGCCUAGUAAAAGGCCUGGAGUCAGAGAACGUACGCUGGGCACACUCUGUAGCUCAGUACCGGGAGCAGGAGGCAACUCUGUGUGGAGAUGUUCUUCUCACGGCUGCCUUCAUCUCCUACGCCGGCUCCUUCUCCAAAAGAUACAGAUACGAGCUCCUGCACAACCUCUGGAUGCCGUACCUUCGCACGCAGAAGGUUCCUGUUCCUAUGACCGAGGGCCUGGAUCCCAUCUCCAUGCUAACAGAUGAUGCUACAGUGGCAAAGUGGAAUAACGAAGGUUUGCCAGGAGAUAAGAUGUCGACACAGAAUGCUACCAUCCUCUUGAAUUGUGAGCGAUGGCCUCUCCUUAUCGACCCUCAACUACAAGGCAUUAAAUGGCUGAAGAGUCGCUAUGGUAACAGCCUCUGGGUCACUAAUCUGGGGCAGAAGGGGUACGUUGAUGUAAUAGAGCAGGCAGUAGUAACAGGAGAACCUGUAUUAAUCGAGAACCUAGAGGAGACCAUCGACCCGGUUAUAGAUCCGUUACUGGGUCGACACACAAUUAAAAAGGGCAGGUAUAUUAAAGUAGGGGAUAAGGAGUGUUUGUUCCACCCAAAUUUCCGACUCAUUCUGCACACCAAAAUGGCCAACCCACAUUAUAAGCCGGAGAUCCAGGCUCAGACCACACUUAUCAACUUCACCGUGACUCGGGACGGACUGGAGGACCAGCUCCUGGCUGAGGUCGUCAACCUGGAGAGACCUGACCUCGAGCAUCUCAAGUCUGAUUUGACGAAGCAGCAAAACACGUUUAAAAUCGAGUUAAAGCAGUUGGAGGACGAACUGUUGACCCGACUAUCGGCUGCGGAAAGUAACUUCCUGGGUGACAACAUGCUGGUGGAAAAACUGGAAAGCACCAAACACACGGCGGCCGAGAUCGAGAUGAAGGUAUUAGAGGCAAAGGUCAACGAGGUAAAGAUCAAUGAAGCUCGUGAGCACUACAGACCCGUAGCAGUACGAUCGUCCCUCCUCUAUUUUAUCAUCAAUGACCUCAACAAGAUCAACCCCAUGUAUCAGUUCUCACUCAAGGCGUUUGAUGUGGUUUUCCGUAAGGCGGUGCGGAACGCCGAGGUGUGUGCUGACGUUAAGACCCGUGUUAGCACGCUCAUCGACUGCAUCACCUUCUCCACCUUUAACUACAUCAACAGAGGCCUGUUUGAGAGAGACAAGCUCACGUUCACAGCUCAGCUCACAUUUCAGUUGUUACUGAUGAAUAAGGAGAUUGAUAUUCGGGAGCUGGAUUUCCUUCUGCGCUUCAAUAUUGACCACAGUUACAUCAGUCCUGUAGACUUCCUCUCCAACUCUGCCUGGAGUGCCAUCAAGACGAUGAGUUUCACAGACGAGUUCCGGGGCCUCGACCGAGACAUCGAGGGUUCUCCCAAACGCUGGAAGAAAGUGGUGGAGUCUGAGUGUCCUGAAAAAGAGAAGCUCCCUCAGGAGUGGAAAAGCAAAAGCUCACUCCAGAAGCUCAUCCUCAUGCGGGCUCUCCGUUCCGACCGCAUGACCUACGCCCUCAGGAACUUUGUGGAGGAGAAGCUGGGGGUGCAGUACACUGAGAGCAGGAAGAUGGAGUUUGCAAAGUCAUUUAAGGAAAGCAGUCCAGCUUCUCCGGUGUUCUUCAUCCUGUCACCUGGAGUUGACCCACUGAAAGACGUGGAGUCUCUGGGUAAGAAGCUUGGCUUCACUAUAGACCUCGGAAAACUGCAUAACGUCUCUCUCGGCCAAGGCCAGGAGGCUGUAGCCGAGCUAGCCAUGGAGAAAGCUUCCCAAGAAGGCCACUGGGUUAUACUACAAAACAUUCACUUGGUUGCGAAGUGGCUGGGAAAUCUGGAGAAGCUUCUGGAUCACUGCUGUGAGAACAGUCACCCGGAUUACAGAGUGUUUAUGAGCGCAGAACCAGCGGCCACCCCUCAGGAGCACAUCAUUCCUCAAGGCGUUCUGGAAAAUUCCAUCAAGAUCACUAACGAGCCUCCAACCGGAAUGCUGGCCAACCUUCACGCAGCACUGGACAUCUUUGACCAAGACAUUCUGGACCAGUGUUCCCGGGAGCAGGAGUUUAAGACCAUCCUGUUCUCAUUGUGUUACUUCCAUGCAUGUGUUGCUGAGAGGAGGAAGUUUGGCCCUCAAGGCUGGAAUCGCAAAUAUCCAUUCAACACCGGAGAUCUUACCAUUUCUGUUAACGUGCUCUACAACUAUUUGGAGGCCAACUCUCAGGUGCCGUGGGAAGACCUGCGGUAUCUCUUCGGAGAGAUCAUGUACGGAGGACACAUCACCGAUGACUGGGACAGGAGACUUUGUAGGACGUAUUUGGAGGAGUACAUGCAGCCCAACCAGUUUGACAGGAAGUUUUCUUUAGCUCCUGGCUUUGUUGUUCCCUCCAACCUGGAUUACGCGGGCUACCACAGCUUCAUAAACGAGAUGCUUCCUCACGAGAGCCCGGCACAUUAUGGGCUCCACCCCAAUGCUGAGAUCGAGUUCCUGACGGUGACCUCCGACAGCCUUUUUCACACUCUGCUAGAACUACAGACCAGAGAUUCGGCUAUGGGCGAGGGAGCGUCACAGAGCACUGAGGAGAAGGUAAAGACGGUCCUGGAUGAAAUUCUGGAGAAACUUCCAGAGGAAUACAACAUGUCUGACCUCAUGUCCAAAACAGCUGAGCGCACGCCCUACAUUCUGGUAUGCUUCCAGGAGUGCGAGCGCAUGAACACGCUUGUCAAUGAAAUACGACGUUCUUUAAAAGAGCUGGACCUAGGACUGAAGGGAGAGUUGGCGAUAUCUUCUGAGAUGGAACAACUACAGACAGCUUUGUUCUUUGAUAACGUUCCUGACACCUGGACUAAGCUCGCUUAUCCUUCUACCUACACCCUGGCUCAGUGGUACAAUGAUGUGUUGCUGCGCUGUCGAGAGCUGGACAGUUGGACUCAGGACCUCUCUCUUCCGAGUGUAGUGUGGCUCUCAGGGCUUUUCAACCCACAGUCUUUUCUCACAGCUGUGAUGCAGAGUUUGGCACGUAAGAAUGAGUGGCCGCUGGAUAAGAUGACUCUAACUGUGGACGUAACAAAGAAAUUCAAGGAGGAGUUUAACCAGCCCGCCCGAGAGGGUGCUUACAUCUACGGACUCUUUAUGGAAGGUGCACGCUGGGACAUUCAGAACGGCACGAUCGCAGAGGCACGGCUAAAAGAACUGACUCCCAGCAUGCCCGUGAUCGCGGUGCGCGCCGUCCCGAACGAUCGCCAGGAAACACGCAACAUCUACGAGUGUCCCCUCUACAAGACCAAACUCAGAGCGAACACCUACGUCUGGACUUUUCACCUCAAAAGCAGAGAGAGACCGGCCAAGUGGGUUCUCGCCGGUGUGGCUCUGCUGCUGAGUGUUUGAGGAAAGAAAAACCCGAACCCCAUUCGCAGCAGUUUCCUGUUUAUUUGUUUUAAAUAAGUGUGUCAUUAUCAGGUCUGAUAUUAUUCCCAAUAUACAGUGUAAUAUAUAAUACAUACAAUAUACUGCUUAUAUCCAAGAAACGUAAAGAAAAAAGAAAAGGAAAGAAAAAGGAAACGUUCUGACCUGACAGUGUGCUUUGCGUCGUAGAAAAAACACCGGGAGACAUUUCAAAAUGCGGUAAAAACAACAGCACUAGAUCAAAAGGUGAUGCUGUACAGAAAAGGUUUUGCAGUGCUUGUGCAAAAAUCGGUGCAAAAUUCUAUCGCACUCGGCUCACGGGUUGCCAAGACCUCAGAUCCAGGAUCAGGUUGAGGCGCGAAACAAGCCAGAGCUGAUCGUAGACCUGGGGUUGGGUGGGAGUUUGAGGUGUUUUGAGGCUCAGACCUCUGAAACCAACAUACAGCAGCGUUUCCACUGGAAGCUUAUAAAUCCGUGAAGCCGUGACGAACUCAAAUCAACUGAAAUCAGUGUUCUAACUGAAAAAUCCCUGUUUUUUUAGUUCAGUUCUUUGGGUUCUGGCCCAGAUACAGAUUCCUUUAAACUAUAGAGAACAUCUAGAGAGGAUAAAUGUCAUGGAUAGUGCUGUUAUAAUUACAUUACAAUCAUGUAGUGAUCAUGAACGUAAUUCCAAAAAAUGUUUCCUCGGGUUUGAGGUCUCAGUAAGGCUGCUUUCACAUUUGGCUCAGGAAGUUCUCAUGAUUUGAUCCAAGUCUGAAUGUAGAUGGUGUGAAUUGAUUGAAUUAUUUAGAAUAAUUUUUGUUUGCAAUUGUGUUGACAUUUAAUUUGAUUUAUUUAAAAUGUUUUGUGAACUUCACAAGGUUUCAAAGAACGAAGGCUUUUCCCUCCGAAACGUUUCCUGUCUACUCCAGAAAAGUAAAAGCUGUUUCUAAAAUUGAGAAUAAACAUAGUGGAUCUCACUAUUGGUGGUCUUCUGGUUUCCUGAUGUCCAUCUUACCCAUGAUACAUAAAUUUGGUGCCGUGACCCGAAUGCACAAAAUUUAUGCAGCAGUCAUACCUUUGUUACCUACAGUAAAGAUCAUCAGCAUUACUCAGGAAAACUACAUAUAAUGUAGAGAUCCUGCUUGAUGAAUAGUUAUUAGGAAUGAAACGUUUUUUUCUUUACAAAUAUCAGCACAAAAGAAGGGUGAAGGCAGCCUUACUCAACUCCGAACAUGGCUCUGAAAUGAAACCUUUCCGUUUUUAAGUUUAUCAUCAUCACCAAAGCUACAGCAACGUCUUCCCGUGGAAAUGUUUGGAUAUAUGAUAAAUAUAAUCUACCAUCUACUCACAUUCAUCUCGUGUCUAAAACUCUACUCUAGAGUGGGUGGUCCCUGUUAAGACAUGCACACGCCGGAGUUUACGCCGAAACUCCCCCGGAAGACCGUGUUUUUUUUUUCUCAGUGUGGCGUACGACGCGACACUCUUCGCCUACACGCUGAGCGGAAUAUGAUAUGCUAAAGAGACCACACU